AUGGUGAUCUUCAAGUCAAGACAGCCGCCCAUCGACUUGCCCACCGAGCUAACAGAUUGGGACUGGCUAUUCGAUUCCGCCUACUCACCCAUCAAAAAAUAUGCACCAAAUGAACUUGCUGGAUUUCAAAAUGCGAUUACAAAAGAACGUGUGAACUGGGCUGAUGUCAAGAAAUACUCGACGUACAUCUCUACGGCGCUUGUCAAGAAGUAUGGUCUUAAAGAGGGCGAAACGGUGGCGCUCUUCAGCCAGAACACUGUGUGGUACCCAGUAGCCAUGUUUGCGGGACUCCGUGUGGGAGCAAAGAUUAGCGGUGCUAGCCCGGCAUACAAUAUCGAGGAAAUGACUUUUGCGCUAAAGACUGCGGAUGCAAAAUUUCUUAUGACGACGCCAGGUAGUAUGGAAAUUGCUGCGGCGAGUGCAAAAGCUGCAGGUCUACCCCAAUCGAAUGUUUUCUUGCUAGAGGGCGAAUUGCCGGGAUAUACCACCGUUCAAGAUCUGAUCCAUAUGGGAGAGUCGUAUGGCGAGUCUGGGCAGACACCAUCUUUCAAACUACCGCCUGGUAAAAAGAACAAAGACGUCUGCGGGUUUCUGUCCUUCUCGUCAGGAACGACCGGAUUGCCAAAAGCUGUUAUGAUCAGCCAUCAGAAUGUCAUAGCGCAAUGUCUCCAAGUUCAGCAGAUUACGCCAACGAACCAAAAGAAGAUCAUGGCCGUACUGCCGCUUUUUCAUAUCACCGGACUGGUCCACCAGAUGCAUCUCCCUGUUCUUCUGAAUGCAGAGGUCGUCAUGCUCCCGCAGUUCACGAUGGAGAAGAUGCUCGAUGUCAUUGUUGAGUAUAAGCUGAACGAGCUGCUGCUAGUUCCACCGAUUCUCAUCAGACUAGUGCGCGAUCCUUUGGUCGACAAGUACGACCUUAGCCAUGUCACACGCUUUUCUUCUGGUGCAGCUCCACUGUCAGAAGAGAUCAUCCAGCAGCUCCAAAAGAAGUUUCCCAAGACAGGCUUUAAGCAAGGAUAUGGCAUGACGGAAUCGUGUUCUUGCAUCACUGCGCAUCCACCGGAGAAGUUCUCAUACAAGUACGCGCACUCAGGUGGUGCAAUCGUAGCCUCCACCGAGGUCAAGAUUAUCAAAGACGAUGGUACUGAGGGCGAUGUUGGCGAAGAUGGUGAAGUACUGGCUCGCGGUCCGCAAGUCGUAAUGGGCUAUCUCAAUAACGAGAAGGCUACUCGCGACACUUUCGAUGCCGAUGGUUUCCUCCAUACCGGUGACCGGGGCGCUAUCGACGAAGAGGGAAUGAUCCACAUCUCCGAUCGUAUCAAAGAACUCAUCAAAGUAAAGGGCAUUGGCGUCGCGCCGGCUGAGCUCGAAGAUUUGCUUCUAGGCCACCCGAAGGUCGAAGAUGUUGCAGUGAUGAGCGUGAAGGACGAUUACUCUGGUGAGCUUCCGAAGGCUUAUGUUGUCUUGAAGCCAGGAACGGAGGAGAGUACAGCUAUAGGAAAGGAAAUCAUUGAGUAUGUCAAGGAGAAGAAGGUGAGGUACAAAUGGGUAAAGGAAGUGGAGUUCAUCAGCGAGAUACCGAAGAGUCCUUCUGGUAAGAUACUAAGAAGAAUUCUAAGGGAUAAGGAGAAGAGUGGAAAAUUUGGGCUUGUUGUUAAGGAUGAGGCUAGGGCGAGGCUAUAG
Messenger RNA from Alternaria burnsii, 1683 nucleotides. Its product is annotated as acetyl-synthetase-like protein. Lineage: Eukaryota; Fungi; Ascomycota; Dothideomycetes; Pleosporales; Pleosporaceae. The transcript has 2 exons. Gene Ontology annotation, molecular function: CoA-ligase activity. Bases 1 to 1683 code for a protein of 560 amino acids. The record is from RefSeq and is a predicted model, not a curated record.